Molecule: messenger RNA, 672 nt
Organism: Rotaria sordida
Lineage: Eukaryota; Metazoa; Rotifera; Eurotatoria; Philodinida; Philodinidae
Source: the annotation of a GenBank genome assembly
AUGGAUGUUCUCUAUUCAUUAAUAGGAGUUGAAGGACUUGACCUUCUAGCACAAAAUGAAAUUUUUACAAAUACUCUCAAUUUUGCUUUGACCAAUAAUGAUGAUAAUUAUUCAAUUGAUGAACCAAUGCUAAACCGAUUUUGUAACGAUAUAUUACCUCGAAUUCAAUACACUGUUAGAUGUCUUGUUUUGGAAACAAUAACAACUAUGGAUCGUAUUUUACGUGCUGGUGUUUAUCCAAAUCUUACUCAACUCAAAAUAUUCAAAUUUCAAGCAAAUGUUUUUUCACAUUUUUGUACAGAUGAAUUACUUUUCCGACACAACUUCAAAAAACAAAUUACAGAUCUUACACUAGUCAAUAAUUCCCAUCAUGAAAUAGGAACUAUAGAUCAGAUGACAAAUGUAUAUAUAAAAUUGCUUGAUUUCUUUGAAAAUCUUAACUAUUUGAAUUGUAUUGGAACAUUUAUUCAUGGAAAUCCAAUUUUAUCAUUUAUUAAUUUACCAUCAACUACUUUUAUUUCUUCAAAUCUAACUAAAUUAUGUAUUACAGUGGAUCAUUUUGGAGAUUGUCUUUGUUUACUUGAUGGUCGUCUCAAUCAAUUAUCUACAUUUAUUAUUAUUAUCGUUAAUGUCAAAGAUAAUUCAUCGAUGGAAUUCAACUCAGUAAGUUAG